AUACGAACGUCGUUCAUCUCAAUGGAAUGUCAGUCAUGAUGAACACAAAGAACAUCAGAGCGACACACAUGCAUCCGGGCCAUAGAGACACAUACAAGACAGCCAACGAUACAUGACAGACAGACAGACAGACAGCUUCAUCCGCCCUCUUGCUCCUGCCGCAAAGCCACCCUGCCCUGCUCUCCCACCUCCUCCCCAUCCCCCCCUCCCUCUCCCUCUCCCUCGUGUGAGGCCUCCUGCCAGGCCCACGCAACACCCACCAACGACGACCGCUCACCGUCACCACCAUCGUCACCAGCAGUAUCGCUCGAGGCCAGCAAAUCGGCCGUGCUGCUGGCCGUGUCGGCCAUCCGCCGACGCCUCUCGUCUGCCAGCGAUGCCGCGACGUCAGCAGAUAUGUUGAGCUGCGGCCGAUGUACUGCGGAAAGCGCCAGUCGGAAGAGCAGCCAAUCCGGGAGAUCCGACUUCUGCUGCAGAAGCUGACACGAACACAGAGACAGGCGGCAACAAUGCAGUCUCAAUGCACGCCACAUAUGCUUCGUGGGUCUCCCUCCCCCUCACUCACCGACCUGCUGUUCGCAUCUUCGUGACAGCGGGUCACACAGCCGCCGCACAGAGGAGCAGUCGGCCAGACCGACCCCUCCAGACCGACACUGACCGACCUUUGCCGCCUCGAAUGCGCGGUGUCGCCGCCAGCCUGCCGCUGCUGCACCGUUGACCCAUCUGCACACACACACAGACACAGACACAGACACACACACACACACACAGAGAGAGAGAGAGAGAGACUCUUGCUCUACGUUAGUUACUGCUCGGUCCAUCCCCUCCCUCUCCGCCUCAGCCAUUUCAGCAAUACAGACAUAGCCACUGCACCACACACUCUGGAACAGGGCUGCAUCUUGGUAUCUCAGUGUGACCAUAAGAACCGAUUCAGCCCGGUCAAAUCACGCUUAGUCUGUCAUGCAGAAAGACGGUCUCUCUGUCUCAAGUCAGUCAGUCAUGACAAGGCACGCACACCGCUAAGUGUCGCCUCCUUUUUGCGCCUUCCUUGAUGCCUCAUGCCGUUCUGCCGCAGUGUCACGGCCCCCUCCCUGUUGCUGUCUGUCUGCCAUUGCCGCUGCUUCUCGCAGCUCGUCCAACGACCACCUGACAGACAAACGGAUAGAUACAGGGCCCACACACAGACACACAUACACAUGACUGUCUGUUGUCUUAGAUGUUGUGUGCUGUAUCGUGACGCCCACCAUUCAAUGUAUCCGGCGUCGGCCAUGGGCCUCAUGUCUUUCCGCCUCUCCCUCUCGCGCACCAUCAGCGAGUCCUCCUCAGCGUAUCGCUCGGCGUCGCUCUCCGCCACUGGUUGCUGACCUGACUCAGUCUCCUCAUCAACGUCGUCGCUGAAGUCGAAUACGAGCUCUUCGCCACUCAACGCGCCCCUUCCCUCCCGCUCCUCGAUAUCCUCAAGCACGCUGUUCAUCAUUUCCACCUGCGCACCCACAUCAACCUACACACACACACACACACACGCAACACCAAUGCCACACGGAUCAUCAACGGCCAGUGCUAUUGAUUGAUGCGUUUGUUGACUGACUACUCACUCUCUGACCAGCUCGAAUUUGAGGAAAGGGAUGGCUUUGCGCCUCCUCAUUCGCUGCGCCAUGGCCCACCGGAUGCCCUUGACGUUCCGCUGCAGCCACGCGAACCCCUGCCGCUUGUCGAAGGUGUCACCCAUUAUCGACACAUAGACAGUGGCGUGCCGCAGGUCCCUGGCAACCGUCACAUCGACGAUAGACGUGCCCGAGAGCACCGCCUCGUCCGCAAAGCCCGCCCUCGAAGGCCCGCCACGCAGAAAGAUGUCAGACAAGGAAUCCAUUAUGUCGCGGCCAAGCCGACCUGCAUUCACGACACACCAACACUCAAGAAUGAUGGAUGUCAGCUGACUUACCCUGCAUGAUUUGAAGGCGUUUGGGGUCCAGCAGGCCUCGCCCUCGCGCAUUCAGCCUCGUCAGAAGAUUCAUCUUGCUGCUGCGCCGCCCACCGUUGGGCAUAGCGGUGAUGAAAGCGUCACGCCACAGAAAGCUCCUCGGUGCGUCGAGCAUGCGGCCGAGAGCCUCCCGGAGCACCGUUGACAGCAAUGCGAUGCCGAGCUGGAGGCCGAUGAAAGAAGACCGCAUCACGCGCGCAGAUCUGGGGCAGAUCUGACUUUGCAGGGAUAGAUGAAGGUUCCAAGGAC
Molecule: messenger RNA, 2230 nt
Organism: Vitrella brassicaformis
Lineage: Eukaryota; Vitrellaceae
Source: the annotation of a GenBank genome assembly